Trichomycterus rosablanca is the source of this 2483-nucleotide messenger RNA. It is a transcript of the gene syncrip, whose product is annotated as synaptotagmin binding, cytoplasmic RNA interacting protein. Bases 130 to 1977 code for a protein of 615 amino acids. Gene Ontology annotation, cellular component: CRD-mediated mRNA stability complex; nucleus; ribonucleoprotein complex. The record is from RefSeq and is a predicted model, not a curated record. Lineage: Eukaryota; Metazoa; Chordata; Actinopteri; Siluriformes; Trichomycteridae. The transcript is spliced from 11 exons. Gene Ontology annotation, molecular function: mRNA 5'-UTR binding. Gene Ontology annotation, biological process: CRD-mediated mRNA stabilization.
GCACACCGGCGCCAUUUUAGAGUGUGGGGAUCAGCGCCUCCAUUCUCCUCCUUUAUUCACAUCAACAUCAUUAAUCUUCUCCAACAUCAGCAACACUUCUGAUCUAACAUCUACACCAGGUCUGAGGUCAUGGCAUCAGAUCACGUAAACGGGAACGGGACAGAGGAGCCGAUGGACACGUCGGCUGCAGCAACACGCUCUGAGCACUUCCAGGCUUUGUUACAGGCUGGAUUACCACAGAAAGUUGCCGAGAAGCUUGAUGAGAUCUACCAGGCAGGCAUGGUGACGCACAGUGACCUGGACGAUCGAGCUUUGGAGGCCCUGAAGGAGUUUAACGAGUCUGGGGCGCUCCAGGUUUUGCAACAGUUUAAAGAGAGUGACCUGUCGCAUGUGCAGAACAAAAGUGCCUUCCUGUGUGGUGUGAUGAAGACCUAUAGACAGAGAGAGAAGCAAGGGAACAAGGUCACAGAAUCCAACAAGGGACCGGAUGAAACUAAAAUGAAGGCUUUGCUUGAGAAAACCGGCUACACACUGGAUGUCACAACAGGACAGAGGAAAUAUGGAGGACCUCCACCAGAGUCCAUCUACACAGGAGCUCAGCCCACAACCGGCACUGAGAUCUUCGUUGGCAAAAUUCCACGAGACUUGUUUGAAGAUGAGCUGGUGCCCCUGUUUGAGAAAGCGGGGAAUAUCUGGGACCUGCGUCUGAUGAUGGACCCUCUGAGCGGCCUGAACCGUGGCUACGCCUUCAUCACGUUCUGCACUAAAGAGGGUGCGCAGGAGGCCGUCAAACUGUGUAACAAUCAUGAAAUCCGGCCAGGGAAGCACCUGGGGGUGUGCAUCUCUGUAGCCAACAACAGGCUGUUUGUGGGUUCCAUCCCCAAGAGCAAGACAAAGGAACAGAUUCUGGAAGAAUUCUGCAAGGUCACAGAGGGUCUGAACGACGUGAUCCUGUACACCCAGCCAGACGACAAGAAGAAGAACCGCGGCUUCUGUUUCCUGGAGUACGAGGACCAUAAGUCUGCCGCUCAGGCCAGGCGCAGGUUGAUGAGCGGGAAAGUGAAGGUGUGGGGCACUCUGGUGACCGUGGAGUGGGCCGACCCUAUUGAGGACCCUGAUCCUGAGAUCAUGGCUAAAGUGAAGGUGCUCUUUGUGAGGAAUCUGUCUCACAGUGUGACUGAAGAAUUACUGGAGAAGGCUUUUGGAGAAUUCGGAAAGGUGGACAGAGUGAAAAAGCUGAAAGAUUAUGCCUUCGUGCAUUUUGAGGAGAGGGAUGGUGCGGUCAAGGCGUUGGAGGGGAUGAAUGGGAAGCCCCUGGAGGGUGAAAACAUUGAGGUUGUGUUCGCAAAACCCCCUGACCAGAAGAGAAAAGACCGUAAAACCCAGAGACAGCCCUCCAACAAACCAAUGUACGAUGAGUACUACUAUGGCCCCUCUCAUGCUCUUCCACCUCCUUCCCGAGGUCGCGGGAGGAGUGCCCCCCGAGGCGGCUACUCCUACCCUCCUGACUAUUACAGCUACGAAGAUUACUAUGACUACUACGGAUAUGACUUCCAUGGCUACCGUGGCGGCUACGACGAGCCCUACUACGGUUACGACGAUUACCAGGGACGUAGCCAGCGCCCACCCAGGGGUGCUCCCAGAGGGGGCCGAGGGUCGGGACCGCCCCGCGGCAGGGCUGGGUUUUCCCAGCGCGGCGGAGGUGCAGGCGGAGCCGGAGCGGGUCGAGCCAGGAGCCGAGCGGGCGGGCCGCGAGGGGUACGUGGACGCGGUGGGAAUGUAGGAGGCAAACGCAAAGCCGACGGCUACAACCAGCCCGAUUCCAAACGCCGGCAGAUGAAUAGUAACAGUAAUUAUAACAGUCAGAACUGGGGCUCGCAGCCCAUCGCUCAGCAGCCGCUGCAGGGUGGCGACGGUUACGGUUACAAAUCUGAGCAGGAGUUUUAUCAGGAUUCGUUCGGCCACCAGUGGAAAUAGAACAGACGUGUAGGCCUCUUCAUUCUUAUUCCUGGUUUUGAUUUUGAUUGGGCAACGUAAACAUGUUAAGCUUCCCCAAAAUUGUUUUUCCUUUUUGUUCUUGUACAUAUUUUUUUAAAAUUUCACUUGGACUUACCUGUCACACUCCCACUGGUUUUGUUUAAGUUUUUAUUUCUUUUACAAUAAGUCCGACCUUUUAAUCAAAUUUGGAAGAAGAAGAAAAAAGUUAACUGUACUGAAUUUUGUCUAUUGGCUAUAUCCUGACAUGUAUGUUUCUAUAGCAAGUUUUUGGUCUUCAUGUUUUAAGUAGGUAACAGCAACAGAAGAGGAAAAAAAUCAAAAGAAAACACAAAAAAAUUGACAUUGUAUGUUAAUGGUAGUAAAAUUUAGCGUGUCUUGUUUUCUUUACAUAUUUUGGCUUUACAUUUUGGCUUGUAAUCCUAUGCUGUCUGUCUGCUGCUCCAAUAAAAACAUACACGCAUUCCCGUGUACAAAACCCAAACAAA